Stylonychia lemnae is the source of this 780-nucleotide messenger RNA. The record is from the annotation of a GenBank genome assembly. Lineage: Eukaryota; Ciliophora; Spirotrichea; Sporadotrichida; Oxytrichidae.
AUGCUAUCAUCUUAUGUGAACUUAGUAUGGAUGAUUGGGGCUCAAGACAGGAAAGCAAACUUGAAUGCACAAUCACCUUCGACAGCAUCUAACGAGAUUAAGAAGAUGUUAGAGUGUGCUUUUAGAUCGUUUAUGGAUUCUUAUUAGAGGAAAUUUGACGAAAUCAUAACUUACUACAAUGAUGACUGGAAAACUUGCUUUGAUAAUGGGAAUUCAUGGUGCGAAUUAGACAGCAAUCAAUUGCUGGUAGGUUUGAAAAAGACAGCCGAUGGUAAUGACUUAGCUAGUAUCGAUCUCGCUAUUGGAGGAGUUGGUCCUUGGACAAAGCUUUCAGGAUAAACAAACUGCCCUUCUUGGGGCAUAAACUUAGAUGGAAAGAAUUCUUGGGCUUAUUGUGAUAAUACUCUCCUCAUCAGAGGAUUUUUUAGAGAAGCUGGAUAGUCGGAGAAGCCGGAAACCAAACCUAAUAGUGUGGGCCUGGAGUAUGGGAGGAGUGAGGGCCUGGAGUAUGGCAAUGAGUAGAACAAAUUUGUGAGUGGAGGGACCUUAGCAUCUAUUGCUGAUGGUAAAUGCUCGAGCCCUACUCCUGGUGUAUCAUUCUCUGAUUGCUAUGAACAAGAUGUCGUUACAUCAUUUGAUACGACAGGCAAUUACGGUUAUUGUUAAAGGCCUGGAUAUUUCUGGUUCGGAUUAAGAGCUGGUGGGGAUGGUGCAGUUAGGGAUCUAGACAAGAUCUCUUGCUGCAAACCAACUUAUGACUGGCAGAAGUUAUCUUGCUGA